Messenger RNA from Salarias fasciatus (jewelled blenny), 2604 nucleotides. It is a transcript of the gene acad9, whose product is annotated as acyl-CoA dehydrogenase family, member 9. Gene Ontology annotation, molecular function: flavin adenine dinucleotide binding; acyl-CoA dehydrogenase activity. NCBI's taxonomy places the organism in Eukaryota, Metazoa, Chordata, Actinopteri, Blenniiformes, Blenniidae. The record is from RefSeq and is a predicted model, not a curated record. The coding region runs from base 46 to 1845 and encodes 599 amino acids. The transcript has 18 exons.
GGUCAAAGGUACCCGGGCUGUGUUUUUCUCCGGACCAGAGGAGCUAUGAACGUCCACAGACUGCUGGCCCUGUGCAGGGGGGCCCGCCUUGGCACGCGCCUGGCCGCCUGGGGCGUGAGGCCGACGGGGAGAGACGCUGUGGAGCCGCGGAGGAGCUUCCAGACUCACCGCAGGAGCCUGGCGUACGCCAAAGACCUGUUCCUGGGUCAGGUCAACCAGAACGAGGUCUUCCCUUAUCCAGAGAUCGGAAAUGAAGAGUUAGAAGAGCUCCAGCAGUUUGUCGCUCCGGUGGAUAAAUUCUUCACUGAAGAAGUGGACUCGGCGAGGAUCGAUCAGGAGGCCAGAAUCCCCCCGGAGACCCUGAAUGGCCUGAAGGAGCUGGGCCUGUUUGGAAUCAUGGUUCCUGAGGAGUAUGGGGGCCUCGGUUUGUCCAACACCAUGUACGCCCGGCUGGCAGAGAUCACCUCCCUGGACGGCUCCAUCGCCGUGACGCUGGCGGCGCAUCAAGCCAUCGGGCUGAAGGGGAUUCUGAUCGCCGGGAAUGAAGCCCAGAAGCAGAAGUAUCUUCCCAAACUGGCCUCAGGUGAACACAUCGCAGCUUUCUGCCUGACGGAGCCUGGAAGCGGCAGCGACGCGGCGUCCAUCAAGACCCGGGCCACGCUGUCCGAGGACGGGACGCACUACCUGCUCAACGGCUCCAAGAUCUGGAUCUCAAACGGCGGCAUGGCGGACGUCAUGACGGUGUUCGCUCGGACCGAGGUGGAGGUGGACGGCGUCAAGAAGGACAAGAUCUCCGCGUUCAUCGUGGAGCGGGCGUUUGGGGGCGUGGUCAGCGGCAAGCCGGAGGACAAGCUGGGCAUCCGGGGCUCCAACACGUGUGAAGUGUCCUUUGAGAACGUCCCGGUUCCUCUGGAGAACGUCAUUGGAGAAGUGGGAAGUGGGUUCAAGAUCGCCAUGAACAUCCUGAACUCCGGCCGCUUCAGCAUGGGCAGCUCCUCCGCCGGGAUGAUCAAGAAGCUGAUAGAGCUGACCGCCGAGUACGCCGCCACCAGGAAGCAGUUUGACAAGAGCCUGAGUGAGUUUGGAAUGAUCCAGGAGAAGUUUGCGGUGAUGGCUCUGAACGCCUUCGUGAUGGAGAGCAUGGCGUACCUCACAGCGGGCAUGAUGGACCGGCCCGGCGUCCCGGACUGCUCUCUGGAAGCCGCCAUGGUCAAGGUGUUCAGCUCGGAGGGGGGCUGGAUCUGCGUCAGCGAGGCUCUUCAGGUCCUCGGAGGUCUGGGAUAUACCAAGAACUACCCCUUCGAGCGCUACGUCAGGGACUGUCGGAUCCUGCCCAUCUUUGAGGGAACCAAUGAAAUCCUGAGGAUGUACGUUGCUCUCACUGGAAUGCAGUACGCAGGAAAAAUCCUCACCACCAAGAUCAAGGAGAUGAAGAAGGGAAAUGUGACGCUGGCUUUGGGCAUGGUGGGGAAGAAGCUGCGGAGCUCCCUGGGAGGCACGGUGGACUUCGGACUGACGGGGAAGGAUGGAGUGGUGCAUCCCAGCCUGGCAGAAAGUGCCAAGAAGUUUGAGCAGAACGUCGCCCUGUUCGGCUCCACCGUGGAGAGCCUGCUGUACAGAUACGGAAAGACCAUCGUGGACGAGCAGCUCAUCCUGAAGAGAGUAGCAGACGUCCUCAUCAACCUGUACGCCAUGACAGCCGUCCUGUCCAGAGUCAGCCGCUCCAUCAGCAUUGGCCUGAGGAACCACGACCACGAGGUGCUGCUAGCAAACACUUUCUGCGGCGAAGCCUUCUUCAAGAACAAUUACUGGAUGGCUCAGCUGCAAAAAAGUGAAUUCUCCUGAGAACAACGACGCCAACAUCAAGAAGAUCGCCAGGGAGGUGCUGGAGAACCGAGCCUACGUCUGCUCCCACCCUCUGGACAGGACGUACUGACGGCUCCCCGGCAGAGUCACGUAGAUAGCUGUGUAUUUUAUUAAUGAUUGUUCUUCAGGUGCCGGACGAGGCUCCGCCUUCUUGAGCCCGUUUGGCCUAACUCAACAUGUAACUGAUUAAAGAGAAUAAAAGUGCUUUCAGUUAAUUUUCCCGCAGUGAGAGCAGUGAGUGGCGCUCACAUGCAGGGGUCUGUGCUUUGGGGCGGGGGGGGGCAGCGAGCCUUCAGGCCCGGAGCCAGAGCCACGCUCACACAGCCGAGGGAGAGAGCCGGGACAUAAAGAGAGAACAGACCAGUAAACAAGCUGUGAAGUGCUCUGCACGGAGCGAAGGGCCUUUCAAGCUGCGGUGACUGACGUUGGAGCUCGGACCAGCUGAACCCUCCUGGUCCCCAGUGAGACCCGAUCGACCUCCGCUGUUCUGCUCAGCUUGCUGCAGAAGCUGUACUUCUUUAAUCCAGAUUGGUUUGAAACGGUCAGAAUCCUGUCUGAUAAAUCCAGGUGAAGCUUAAAGAACAGAAGGCUUCACGCUCAUUAGAUUCAUGUCAUACUGUGUAGCCAGCUGUGGACCACGGGCCUUAUGUUUAACACCCCUGAUCUUAGUCAUGUCCCUGUCAGGAUCGAGCGUGUGUUCUGUCAUCUAAAAAAAAACAAUAAAAGUUCUGGUUGGUA